Archocentrus centrarchus (flier cichlid) is the source of this 5834-nucleotide messenger RNA. It is a transcript of the gene eif4g3a, whose product is annotated as eukaryotic translation initiation factor 4 gamma, 3a. Gene Ontology annotation, molecular function: mRNA binding; protein binding; translation initiation factor activity. The record is from RefSeq and is a predicted model, not a curated record. The coding region runs from base 459 to 5834 and encodes 1791 amino acids. The transcript is spliced from 34 exons. Gene Ontology annotation, cellular component: eukaryotic translation initiation factor 4F complex. Lineage: Eukaryota; Metazoa; Chordata; Actinopteri; Cichliformes; Cichlidae.
UCCGUAACUGGCCGAGGAUUGCCGAAUCAUCUGUCCUGCCCGGACUGCUGGAAGCGGCCGCAACGCCAUGUUGGCGAAGUCUCUCAUCUAUGUGAGAAAAAAAUGAUAGAAAACACACUUGCCGAGAAGAAAAGGUAGAUCGCCGAGGGAGGUUGAAGAUCGCGGCGAUUGUUUUUUUCGUUUAAAAGAAACGAACCGAGCCGGAUCCGCAGAGGUUCCGGACGGGCGAGGGAGGCUAAACCUCCCACCGUCCCCAUGAAUAGCACCGCUGAUCCUAACAGCGACUUUCCAUGAAAAAAGACGUUUGUGUUGCUGUUCGAGCUUCGUUAUCCCAGUUCGUUAAAGGGAUUUUGGGGCCUUCUUCAAGAAUCCGCAACGCUUGCUCUAUGUAUGCAGGCUAGGCGUUAUUUGUAUCAGUAUUUAUUAAGGUAUUGUUUUUAUUUGUUGAUUUUUUUGCGAUGAGUUUGCCACCGAAAGUGGUCCCCAAACCCGCCGCUGUCGCAGUUAGCGGACCUGGAAGUGGCCCCUCUUCGAGCCAACUGCGGGCUACCCUGACCUCUCUGCCGCCGGGAGCCCCAACAGCUCCUCAGCCCGGCGCUGUACAGCCACCUCAAAUCCCACGGGUUCAGUCAUCACUGGACGAACGAAUCUUCCCUACACAGCCUGGAGUCGCUGCAGUCUACAGCGUACCCAGGCAUGCUGGUCCUUCUUACCCUGCUCACGACAUCACAAAGGGACACACUAACUUGGCAGGCACCCCGCCUGGUCAUGCCCAUUCCCCAGCGCUCUCUCAGGUAUCAGUACCCACAGCUUCCCCAUAUCGCUACCCUAAGGGCUGGGAGGCAGGCGGAGGGUCUCCAUACAACCCUGGGCAAAAUGCUGGCUCCGCACCUUUAGUGUACUCUCCCCAGACGCAGCCAAUGAAUGCACAGCCACAGAGUCGCCCGUUUGCUACGGGCCCUCGACCAACCCACCAUCAGUUUUUUCAGAGAACUCAAAUGCAGACAGCAAGGCCCACCAUCCCAACAAACACGCCCUCGAUACGGCCGGGCUCACAGACUCCCGCAGCAGCCGUCUACCCCGCCAAUCAGCCAAUAAUGAUGACCAUGGCACCUAUGCCUUUCCAUUCCCCACAGGCUGCACAGUACUACAUCCCACAGUAUCGCCACAGUACGCCCUACGUGGGACCUCCUCAGCAGUAUUCUGUACAGCCCCCAGGGUCUGGCACCUUCUAUCCUGGUCCAGGACCAGGGGAGUACCCAGCCCCAUAUCAUCCCCUCAGGUACCACCCACCUGUCUCACCCUCUGUCCCUGCUCCCGUUCCCACAGCUGGUCCACCGUACUACCCAGGACAGACUGUGUACCCCCCCUCACCCCCUAUCAUAGUGCCUACACCACAGCAACCUCCACCAGCCAAGCGUGAGAAGAAAACAUCCUCCCAGAUCCGUAUCCGUGACCCCAAUCAGGGUGGCAGGGAUAUCACAGAGGAGAUCAUGGCAGGAGGUUCAGGGAGCAGGAAUUCAACACCUCCUGUCGGUCCCCCCUCCUCUACCCCUACCCCACCACAGCAGCUGAGCAGCAGCCAGACUCCGGAGCAGCAGCAGCAGCAGCCGCAGCAGCAGCAGUCGCAGCCUCUGCCUCCUCCGCAACAGCAAUCCCAUCCUGGAAGCUACACGUUGGAGUCACCCCAGCCACCACAGUCCCAACAGCCACAGCAGCCAUUGACAGCUGUGGCUUCAGACCCCAAACCAGGGCCAGAUGACUUGCCAAAAUUGGAGCCAGUUGCCCAGAAGUCUUCCUCGCCUGGGCUCGUGCAGCCUGAAGCUCCCUUGGAGAGACUGGAGGCCAACACUCCUGUAUCUGAGCCCUCUCCUGCUCUCGAGCCAGAGCUUCCCUUCCCCGCUUCACUGGCGGGCCCCGUCGCUCUCCCAGUGGCAGUCGCCAACACAAGUGAACGCCCCUCAGCCAGGGAGUCCCCUGCUUCAGCCUCUUCUCCCAGCGCCUCCUGCUCUGCUGUGGAGAGCAAGUCCUCCUUGGCACAGUCUCAGUUGCCCAACACAGACAAGCCUCUUUUAGACACCCCACGAACUUUAGCUGCCUCUCCAUUGCUGGCUCCCAAGGCUUUGAACGGCCUUGCAGAGUCUGGGACUGAGCUGGAUACCCAAGCUCAUGAGCCUUCUCUCCAGCCCCAAACCUCUGCUCCUGCUUACAGAGAGGUCUCUUCCUCUGAAACUUUGCCCUCUGAUGUGAGGCCAGAGGUGCCCAUUGCUGCUACGCUCUCCCCUAUGGCACCUGUGGCUGUGGUGCCAGUCACCCUGACCUCAAGCCCUGUCCCAACUCUGCCAGUUACGCUCCCUCCUGGCCUUCCGCCUCUAGUGCAGGCCACAGCAGAGGCUGAUGAGUCGAGCAAGUCCUUAGACACUAAAGACCUCAUCUCUAGAGGAGGGGCAGAGGCGCAUGGUGGUAUUACUGACAGCAAAACAGAGUCCCUGCAACAAGCACUCACCAGGAAGAGUCCCACUACAGUUAAUCAGACUGCUUCUGCAAUACCAAAGACCUGGAGAAAACCAAAUGAAGGGACCUCUACUGGAGAUGCACCUCAAAAGGAAGAUGAGGAUGAGCCUAAGCCAGUAGAUCAGCCUGCUGGAGACCAGGCAAUGCAGUCAGCUCCUCUAAGCAGCAGCCCAGUGCCCCUGCCGUCAGCCUUCACCUCCACCCCUGCUCCUGCUCCUGCUCCUGGUAGCAGCCCAGAGGCUGAUGGAAAGCCCGCUGCUCCAGAGGAAAAUGGUGAAGCUGAGUUGGAGCCAAUAAGGAACGGAGCAGGCCACACAUCAGAGACGGAGAGCAGCGACAGCGGAGCCACCACUGGAGACAAGGAGAACUCCACUGGAGCUCCUCCAGACAUAGAAGACCUGGCGGAGCCCAGUGGAAAGCGUCAGUAUAACAGAGAGUUCCUGUUGGGCUUCCAGUUCAUGCCUGCCUGCAUACAGAAGCCGGAAGGCCUCCCACCGAUCAGUGAUGUGGUGCUGGACAAGAUGAACCAAAACAAGCUGCCAUCUCGAGCGGUGGAUUCCAGGGUGAUUUCCAGAGGACCCGAUUUCACACCUGCUUUCGCAGAAUUUGGGAGGCCGAUGCCUGGAGGACGAAGCGCUGCAAUUAUGAGCAUUGGGCCCCGACGGCCUCCACCCAGGAAGAUCAUCAUGAAUGUGUCAGUGAAUGAUGAUGUUCAGCUGAAAAAAGCAGAGCAUGCCUGGAAGCCCGGCAUGAAGAGGGAGUCCCUCGCAGAGGACGCAGAGACGCAAAAGACACAGGAGCUUUUCAGGAAGGUGCGGAGCAUCCUGAACAAGCUGACACCUCAGAAGUUCAACCAGCUGAUGAAGCAGGUAACAGACCUGACCAUCGACACAGAGGAGAGACUCAAAGGUGUCAUCGACCUGGUCUUCGAAAAGGCCAUCGAUGAGCCCAGCUUCUCUGUGGCUUAUGGAAACAUGUGCCGCUGCCUUGCCACGCUGAGAGUGCAGAUGACAGACAAACCCAACACCACAGUAAACUUUCGCAAGCUGCUGCUAAACCGGUGCCAGAAGGAGUUUGAGAAAGACAAGGUAGACGAUGUGGUGUUUGAAAGGAAGCAGAAAGAGCUGGACUCUGCUGCAUCGGUGACUGAGCGUGAGCGACUUCAGGAAGAGCUUGAGGAAGCCAAGGACAAGGCCCGGCGGCGUUCCAUCGGCAACAUCAAGUUCAUCGGCGAGCUGUUCAAGCUCAAGAUGUUGACAGAGGCCAUUAUGCAUGACUGUGUGGUCAAGCUGCUCAAGAACCACGAUGAGGAGUCCUUGGAGUGUCUUUGCAGGCUGCUCACCACCAUUGGCAAGGACCUCGACUUUGAGAAGGCCAAGCCUCGGAUGGAUCAAUAUUUCAAUCAGAUGGAGAAAAUUGUCAAAGAGAGGAAGACUUCAUCUCGGAUACGGUUCAUGUUGCAGGACGUUAUAGACCUCAGAUUGCACAACUGGUUCUCCAGGAGAGCUGACCAGGGCCCGAAAACCAUCGAGCAGAUCCACAAAGAGGCUAAGAUUGAAGAGCAAGAAGAGCAAAGAAAAGUGCACCAGCAGCUGCUCUCCAAGGACAGCAAGAGACGGCCAGAUCCGCGAGAGCAAAGAGAUCAGCGUGGGCAGAGAGAUGAGACCUGGAACACUGUGCCUAUGACGAAGAACAGCAGGACCAUCGACCCCAACAAGAUCCCAAAGAUCUCUAAGCCUCAAAUGGAUGAGAAGAUCCAGCUUGGCCCACGGGCUCAAGUCACGUGGGUGAAGGGCAGCAGUGGAGGAGCCAAAGCCAGCGACUCGGAGCUGUCACGGACAUCUGGCCUCAACCGUUACUCUGCACUGCAGUCCACACCCUCACCUCAGCCCUCCACUACACCUCCUCAGAACCCAGACUAUGACUCCAGGAGAACUCUGGGAAGUCGUAGCAGUACAGGCAGAGAGCGCAGUGACAAGCCACUGAUCUCUGCCGCGCCGUCAUCACGGCCCGGACCGUUCAUCAGGGGAGGGAGUUCAAAAGAGCUGCUGGAAAGUCAAAGCCCGGAGGAGCCGCGAAGAGACCGCGAGCGAGAGGGAGCCGAGCCCCGGAGACCGAGUGUCACUGAGGACAAACCGGAGACGGAGCGCAGCAGAGUCAGGGAGCCUGUGAAACCUGAGCCAGUGGUCCAGACCCCAGACAGACCAGCCCUGUCUGAGGAGGAGAUCGAGAGAAAGUCCAAGUCUAUUAUUGACGAGUUCCUGCACAUAAACGAUUAUAAGGAGGCUGUCCAGUGUGUGGACGAGCUCGACUUGGGCUUCCAGCUUCACAUCUUUGUGCGCGUUGGGGUGGAGUCGACCCUAGAGCGCAGUCAGAUCACACGGGACCACAUGGGCCAGCUCUUCUUCCAGCUGGUGCAGCAGGGAAUCCUCCUCAAGGCACAUUUGUACAAAGGGUUUGCGGACACGUUGGAGCAAGCGGAUGACAUGGCCAUCGACAUUCCUCAUAUCUGGCUGUACCUGGCCGAGCUGCUCAGCCCUAUGCUGAAGGAGGGGGGCUUCUCUAUGAAAGAGCUCUUUAGUGAAUUAAGCAAACCGUUGCUUCCUGUGGGAAAAGCUGGGAUCUUAAUAUCCGAAAUACUGCACAUACUAUGCAAACACAUGAGCCAUAGGACUGUAGGUUCUUUGUGGAGAGAAUCGGGCCUCGACUGGACCGACGUUCUUCCAGAGGGAGAGGAUGUCCAGGCCUUCAUCUCACAACAGAAACUCCAGUUUCUUCAGUCAGACAGCUCCAAUCCUGAGGCGGCUCUGCCGAAAAGGAUCUUGUCUCCUGAGGAGAUGAGCCGGCAGCUGGAGAGACUCCUCCUGGAGGAUGUGGCCAGUGACGAGCAGAUCUUUGACUGGGUGGAGGCAAAUCUAGAUGAAUCACAGAUGAGCUCGUCUCCCUUCCUGAGGGCUUUGAUGACAGCUGUGUGUAAGGCAGCAGUGAAAGAUGAUAACACCACUUGUCGAGUGGACACAACCAUGAUCCAGAGGAGAUUGCCUGUAUUACUCAAGUACCUUAACUCAGACACUGAGCGACAGCUGCAAGCACUUUAUGCACUUCAGGCGUUGAUCGUUGCCCUCGAUCAGCCUCCAAACCUCCUAAGGAUGUUCUUUGACUGCCUGUAUGACGAGGACGUCAUCUCGGAGGACGCUUUCUACAAGUGGGAGUCGAGCAAAGACCCGGCCGAGCAGCAGGGCAAAGGUGUGGCCCUGAAGUCCGUCACGGCCUUCUUCACCUGGCUGCGGGAGGCGGAGGAGGAGUCCGAAGAUAAUUGA